AUGUACCCUGUACACAAAGAAGCCCCGCAGCCAGAGGUGGUAUUUUCAAUCAUCGAACCACCAGCACAGCAGUCGUCCGUCACAACACACAUUCUAGACCCGGGUCCCAGUGACUUUCCCGAUGGCGGUCUCCGAUCAUGGAGUGUAAUCAUGGGGUCAUUCUUCUUACUAAUGAGUACAUAUGGCUUGAUGAACUCCACCGGUGUGCUGCAGAGUUAUUUUGCGACGCAUCAGUUAUCCAAUUACUCUACCAGUGCCGUCGGUUGGAUUCCUGGUGUUUUUCUGUUCUUCGGGCUUGGCUUGAGUGCUCAGGUGGGAUCGAUGUUUGAUCGGUAUGGACCGACGGGGAUUCUUAUUGCGGGGUCUGGAUGCUAUGUGGCGGGGUUGUUGCUGUUGGCAGAGUGUCGGCUGUAUUGGCAUUUUAUUUUGACAAUGGGGGUGUUGACGGGCACUGGAGCGGCGCUGCUGAGUACUGUUGCGUUGGCGGCUGUGCCGCAUUGGUUUGAUAGAAGGGUUGGAUUGGCGAUGGGGACUGCGAUGGCUGGUAGUGGCGUUGGUGGUGUGAGUUUUCCCUUGAUUCUAAGGGCGGCGUUCACGAGUCUGGGUUACAAGUGGGCCAUUAGAAUGUUGGCUCUCAUUAUUUGCGUUUUCUGUGGUUUGGGAAUUGUACUGGUUAGGUCUCGCUUGCCGAAAGGUCGAAGCCGGUCGACUAUCAAUCUGCGGGCUUUCAAGGAUGCCAGGUUCACUUGGUUGACACUGGGGACUUUUAGUAAGUACAAUAGUCUCUCAUAUACGGUCGACGAAGCCACUGACACGUAUACAGGCUUGGAAUUGGAGGUGUUCGCCGGAAUUGGUCUCUAUCCGACAUACGUCGUGAUGCAGGGGUUCAGCACUUCUACUAGUGUGAUCCUGCUCUCUGUGCUGAGCGCGUUUUCAACAAUUGGCCGACUAAUGGCUGGUGGCAUUGCAGACAAAUACGGGCGGAUCAACACCCAAGCCAUUCUUAUCGCUCUCGGGGCUCUAGCCAUUUUCGUCAUUUGGCUACCGUUUGGGCACACUUUGCCCGGUCUUUAUAUGUUCAGUGCAGUGUUUGGGCUUGCAUCGGGCUCUUUCCUGAGUUUAGCACCGGCAUGUAUCGGACAGAUAUCCAAGGCGAGUGAAGUUGGAGGAAGAUUCGGGAUUUGCUAUUCCAUUGUCAGCAUAGCGACACUGAUCUGCAUCCCAAUUGGGGGUGAAAUGUUGCAAAAAGUGGGCAAGAGAGCAAUGGUUGGGUAUCUAGGAAGCGUGCUGAUUGUCGCAUUGGGCAUGUUCGUCAUGGCACGAUGGACAUGUCUCGGUUAUAGGUGGAGAUGGCAGGCCAAGAUCUAA
Molecule: messenger RNA, 1368 nt
Organism: Penicillium odoratum
Lineage: Eukaryota; Fungi; Ascomycota; Eurotiomycetes; Eurotiales; Aspergillaceae
Product: MFS general substrate transporter
Exons: 3
Coding region: 1-1368 (455 amino acids)
Biological process (GO): transmembrane transport
Cellular component (GO): fungal-type vacuole membrane
Molecular function (GO): transmembrane transporter activity
Source: RefSeq, a predicted model, not a curated record